Molecule: messenger RNA, 4358 nt
Organism: Photinus pyralis (common eastern firefly)
Lineage: Eukaryota; Metazoa; Arthropoda; Insecta; Coleoptera; Lampyridae
Gene: Pkc98E
Product: protein kinase C
Exons: 9
Coding region: 153-2291 (712 amino acids)
Biological process (GO): protein phosphorylation
Molecular function (GO): ATP binding; diacylglycerol-dependent serine/threonine kinase activity
Source: RefSeq, a predicted model, not a curated record
UCGACCUUCACGUCAUUCAAUUCAAUCAAAAUGCAGCAGCAGCAGUUUCAAAAUUAAUUUCAUCCCUAUGUAGUGAGUGAUGCAGUAAAAAGGAGGUCGGUCGUGCUGCUUAACUUCGCGUGGAGCGUUGUGCCUGUGAUUAAUAGUUUCAAAUGUUUACUGGGACGGUGGGAGUGAAAAUAUGCGAGGCUUCUGGAUUGAGGCCUACGGACUUUCAAAAACGACACAACAUGACGUUUGGUAAACCCGAAGAGCAGUUAAUCGACCCGUACGUGACGGUAGAUGUUGAUGAAACGCACGUGGCCCAAUCCACCACAAAACAGAAAACGUUCGACCCCGUGUGGAACGAGUACUUUGAGCAAAAGGUGGAAAAUGCGAAGACGUUGACCCUGACGGUGUUUCACGAUGCCUCAAUACCACCAGAUGAUUUUGUCGCUAAUUGCAGCAUCCCUUUCGAGGAUUUAAUGAAUAGGGAUAAAGAUGCGGGAGAUUUUUGGGUUAAUCUUGAACCGAAAGGGCAAUUGCACGUUCGUAUAGACCUGAAGUUAACAUCAAAAGAAUAUGGUGCUAAGCCACGAGAAUUUAAAGAAAGGCAAGGUUUCAAUAGAAGAAGAGGUGCAAUGCGUCGCAGGGUACAUCAAGUUAAUGGUCACAAAUUCAUGGCGACAUUUCUACGACAACCAACUUUUUGUUCACAUUGUAGAGAGUUUAUAUGGGGAUUGGGCAAGCAAGGCUAUCAGUGUCAAGUAUGCACCUGUGUAGUACACAAGCGAUGCCAUCUCUUAGUGGUUACAAAAUGUCCAGGAAUGAAAGAUGAGACUAGUUCACAAAGUACAAGAUUCAAUGUGAACAUCCCACAUCGUUUUGUAGUGCACAACUAUAAACGGUUUACAUUCUGUGACCACUGCGGUUCCCUUUUGUAUGGGUUAAUUAAACAAGGGCUUCAGUGUGAGGUAUGCUCUCUAAACGUGCACAAGCGCUGCCAGAAGAAUGUUGCUAACAAUUGCGGAAUUAACACCAAGCAGAUGGCAGAUAUUCUGUCAGCGAUAGGUGUUUCGCCCGAUAAACAAACUCCGCGGCGUAGUAAAUAUGUGUCGGGACCUGGUAGCAAUAAUGGACCGUCGGAUGGGAGCACCGAUGCUAGUGGCGGAGGCGAUGAUUUAGAGAGCGCCGAGGAGAAAUUAACAAAGCUAAUGGAAGAGAAGAUGCAAAACGAUUUAUCCAGCGACUCGGGCACCGAAUCUGAUCGUUCAGGCGGUAUGAAGAUUGGUUUAGAUGAUUUUCAUUUCGUUAAGGUGUUGGGAAAAGGCAGUUUUGGCAAAGUAAUGUUGGCAGAAAAGAAGGACACUGAAGAGGUGUACGCUAUUAAAGUUUUGAAAAAGGACGUUAUUAUUCAAGAUGAUGACGUCGAUUGCACAAUGACUGAAAAGCGAAUAUUAGCUUUAGCGGCAAAGCAUCCGUUCCUUACUGCAUUGCAUUCCUGUUUUCAAACCAAGGAGAGAUUAUUUUUUGUAAUGGAAUACGUGAAUGGUGGUGAUUUGAUGUUUCAAAUUCAACGAGCACGCAAAUUCGACGAACCGAGAGCUAGGUUUUACGCGGCUGAAGUCACUUUAGCUUUGCAGUUCCUACAUAGACACGGUGUCGUAUAUCGCGAUUUGAAAUUGGAUAACAUUCUGUUAGACGCAGAAGGGCACUGUAAGCUGGCGGAUUUUGGAAUGUGCAAAGAAGGUAUUUUGGACGGUAUUACGACCACUACAUUUUGUGGUACGCCCGAUUAUAUAGCGCCCGAAAUCUUGCAAGAACUGGAGUAUGGAGCGAGCGUGGAUUGGUGGGCGUUAGGAGUGCUGAUGUAUGAAAUGAUGGCCGGCCAGCCACCUUUCGAGGCAGAUAAUGAAGACGACUUGUUCGAAUCCAUCUUGCACGACGACGUAUUGUAUCCAGUUUGGCUUAGCAAAGAUGCCGUUAGUAUUCUUAAAGGAUUUAUGACGAAAAAUCCUAGUAAAAGACUCGGUUGUGUGCCUGCUCAUGGCCUAGAAGCUGCGAUCCGUUCACAUUCUUUUUUUAGAGAUAUAGACUGGGUUGCUUUAGAGCAGCGACGUGUACGUCCACCUUUUAAACCUAAAAUUAAAAAUAAACGAGAUGCCCUCAAUUUCGAUGCUGAGUUCACCAAAGAAGAUCCUGUCCUAACACCUGUAAAUUCUGAAGUAGUACGUUCGAUCAAUCAAGAGGAAUUUAAAGGCUUUUCUUUUAUUAAUCGUGAUUAUAAUCCGGCUCGCUUCGGUAUGGAUUAGGGUUGAAUUUUUUUAUUAGUCUUAGUAUAUGAAACCAUUGUAAUUUGAUAAUUAUUUUUGUACGUUUACUUUUCCUCAGUAUUUAGCAAUUGAAGUAUUUGUUUUUUUAUCGCUAUCUCGUUUUAAUGCAAUUUAGUCAGUGUUAAUAAUUGAAAACGUGUUUUACUUUCCGGCGCAUUUAACGUAGCUCCGUGUACAGUAGGUUUGUCUUUAUACGACGUCUAGUGCAAUCUUUCCAAUUUUUAGCUUAAUUGAAGAUUUUGUAUUAUAGAAACUGUUGUUUAUCUAAACCAUUAGUUGUAUUGGAUGUUAAUGUAUUAUAUUUUUACGUAAACGUUAUCGAUUAUUUUUAUUGCUAUAUCAACAUGUUUCAUUAUACAAUGGUGCUAAACACAGGUUUCCCUAGCUUUGUUGUGUGUAUGAUAGACAGCUGACUCAAAUGUUCUAGUCAUUUUACAAAAAAAAAGGCCUACAUGCUCUCUUACUAAGUAAGAGUUGUAUACGUUUGAAUAUUAAUGAGGGAAAUUGUUUAAAAAACUUUUCCUUUAAGAUUUACAUCUAGUUAACAAAUAUUUGUGUUAGUAGGUAAUGUUUACAAUAGCCAUAUUAAUUAUAAUAUAAUUUUAUCAAAGAGAUUGUUGAAAGCAUUGUAGUUUAUAAAGUGACAUGUAAGAUACUGCUCGAUUUCGUAUUGCAUGUGAUAUCACUUCAAAGGCGCAUUUUAUAUCUAAGAGCUUUAAAAAUUGUUUAGUUAUCCACCCUUGUUGUAAGUAUUCUAUUUCUGUUAUCUUUACCAAAGACAAAUGUAUUUUCACUAUAAAUGUUGCGAAUGAGAUUAUGAUUCUCAGACAGCGUUUAGAUCAUUUUUCAUAGUGAGCUAGUGUUUUAUUUACAAUACGGACUUGUUUCCCAAUGAGUGUGUUACAAAUAACUAAGCCUCUGUCUUUCACAUACAAUAUCAAUACACCAUAAUGAUUCGAUAAUGAAUGAAAGAAUAGCAUACUAGUUUCGAAAUAAGUCUGUGUUCUGGUGAUACCUCAAUUGCUGUAAGAGAAUACCUUGUGUCCGUUCAAUUUGGCAACCUUCAUCAUUUAAUUAUUACGCUAAGCAGUAUUUGAUGCACUUCUUGUAUAGUGUGACAUUGCUAUUAAAACCUGCUGUCUUGAAAAAUGUAACGCAACAACUAACUGAUCACACUUUACAAGUACAAUUAGUGCAAGUGAAAAUUGACGAGAACAAUUCUUAAAUUUGUCCAGGGGUAAAUGACAAAAAAUAUAUAUUAGUAAAUGUUGAAGUUGUACAAAAUAUGUAUGUUGCAAUGGGGUAAAAGUUGUGAAUGUUGUCGGUUAUGAAAUGAAUAGUGUUUAAUUUACCGUAACAACAUUUGGAACAAGUAAUUUGUGUUCCAGCAGAUGUGUAUAUACAUUGUUAAAGAAGAAAUUAAAUAUGUUUUAGAUAUUUAUUAGUGUGAAGCUUAGAAGUAGAAUAAUAAAUAAACUAUAAUCAGAGCUAUUAGUAAGUACUUAGAUCUCUCUUUAAUCACCAUAGUAUUACACAUUUUGUUAGCACCUUCAUCUAAUAGAAUGGUAAUAAAUAUCGCACCAUUUCCAUUUUUAUUUUGUUAAUACAGAUUGUAGUAACGGUAAAUGUAUUUUUUUAAGCAUCUACAAUCUCGGUAUAUCAAUCGCUGUACUUGUCUUUCAUUAUUUAUUCAGUGUUAGUGGAGUACUAUCAUAAACCAUUAGUUGUUGAACCAUCCUAUUGUUCUUUGGAUAAUAGGAGAUGAAAAUUAUUGUUUAGAUGAUACAUUCAAGGGCUUCGUUAGUCUGUGUUUCAACAAACAAGAGCACUGGCAAAAGCAUCAUUUAGUAGUUAAUUCAAAAAGGUUGUAAAUGCUUUCAUACAGAGUUGUGCCAAACAUCCCUAGCUCUCCGUAUUUCUUGAUCAGAAUCUUGCAUUGUUAUUAUUGUUUUAAUGUGUUUAUACUAGCAAUGUAUCGUGUGUCGUAAAAUGGUGUACCUAUUUCUCUGAUGAUGUACUAAAAAAAUAUAUACAUUAUUUAAUGUA